GUUGAGUGUUGUAGAAGUUUUGUUAGAAUAAGGUUUAUUUUUAUAUUAGUGAAUCAUACAUGCGUUUGCGGGACUAUUUAAUUAAAACAACCAAACAUUUCCCGCAGAAUACCCGUGUUCGUGAUUUCUUAUAUCUAUUUAAACCAUUACUGUGACAGUGUUUGGUUUUGUUAUUUUUUCUUUUGGUAUGAUCUCAUAAAAAACGACAAUAAUAAUUAUCAAUGUGCCGCUAUCAGUGAUAAAGUAAUUAAAGUAGUGUCGCAUUGAGGUUAGGGCAGUUGUGCAGAAAUCGUCUUUAGAAUAGUACUGAUGAACCUCUGAUAAAGUAUGAAGAAGCAAUUUUUCCGCGUCAAACAGCUCGCAGAUCAAACGUUUCUCAGGGGAGAAAAAACUGAAGAACUUAACUAUGAGGAAUUACAGGCAGCCGAACGGAAGGUGGAAUAUCUUAAAAGUGCCCUUACCGCUAUUUGCAAAAAGAUUCCAAACGAUGUAUCUUCACAAGAAAAUAAAGAUAAACGACUCAAAAAAUAUACAGAACAUCAAUUGUACACCGUAUUCGAUCAAAGCACCAGGCGAAUAUUUGAUAAUCCGGAAGGAAAUGGCAAACCGGAAGAAAUUUGCGAGCUAUUCCGUGAAAUACUCACGGAAUGUGCACAGGCUGAACUCCAACUUGCCGAAGAACAAUUUGCGCACGAGCUAAAGGUGGAGAACUUUGUUGCUAAACCUCUACAGGAAUUACUUGAUAAGGAAUUACCAAACAUUUUAAGGCUGCGAAAAUCGCUUACCAAACACGUAUUAGAUAAAGAUUCCGCAAAAAACCGAUAUAACAGUGCCGCUAAACAUGGUGCACAAAAAGAAAGCAUUAAAUCGGAAAUGGAAGAUGCUGACAUCAAAGUCGAACAAAGCAGAGAUGCUUUGGCCGCCGAAAUGUUUACCGUUUUGAAGCGAGAGAAUGAAUUGUGCCAGUACAUUUUGCAAUUGUUGAAAUUACAGAGGGCUUACCAUGAAAGUGCCUUAAAAAAUUUAAACGGAAUCAUACCGGAAUUGGAGAAAAAAAUUGGUGACAGUCGAAUAAAACCAAUAUUUGGAACAUCUCUCGAAGAACAUUUACGCGUUACAAAUCGUCGUAUAGCUUAUCCUUUAGAAAUAUGCAUUUGCGCCCUUUCGGAAAUUGGAAUGUCAGAGGAGGGAUUGUUCAGAGUUGCUGGAAGUGUAACGAGGGUAAAACGGAUGAAAUUAUCGAUAGAUUCCGGCUGUUUUUCUUGUCCUUUACUUCCGGAAUACAGAGACGCACACGUGAUUGCAAGUAUUUUAAAAAUGUACUUGCGUGAAUUACCUGAACCUUUAUUAACAAGUAUGUUGUAUUCGGAUUGGAUGCACGCCGUUAGAGUCCCUGAGGAUCAACGCUUGGAUGUGAUGAAGUUCGUUUUACAAAAAUUACCUCAAGCAAACCGAGAUAACCUGACUUAUUUGAUGAAAUUUUUGGGAACUUUAUCUAAACAUCCAGAAACGAAGAUGACUUCUUCAAAUAUUGCGAUUGUUAUGGCCCCCAAUUUAUUGUGGGAUCGCCGGAGUGAUGAUAUGUCAAAUUGUACUGUUGCGAAUAUGGUUGUUGAGUAUUUUAUAAAUAAUGUGGAUAAAUUAUUUGAUAAAGAUAUCAAUGAAUUUUUGGAUUUAACGAGUGGCGAUUUAUUCGAAGAGUGUGAAUUUCAAAGGACAACUGUUGCAGCAACAGUGAAGCACCAUGAAAGAAAUUUUGAUACUGAAAGUAUAAGCAGCCAUAUGGACAGUCCAAAGAUAACAACUCGGAAAAGAAAGCCAGUUGCUCCUGGUCCUCCAACAAGGCAAGGUAAUGAAGGUAUUGAAAAUCCUAUUGAUGUACCAAAAUCAAGUCUUGACACGGAAUUUAAUAAUUUACACAUUGACAAAACGAAACAGAUUCUUAUCGAUCAAAAUUCCGUAACAUUUUCUAGUCGUUUUCCUGAAAAUAAAGUUGAAAAUUCUGAGAACAAGUCUUAUUAUCAAUCCGGAAGUAUGACUCUAACGCGACAACCGAAGAACAAAGCCGUACAAAAUGUAAAUAGCGAUGACGAAACUAAGUCGUUGAAACGACGAAGUUUAGCGGAAGAAGCAGCACAAGUUUUAGAUGAUUCUAAAACCGUAGAUCAUAAAUAUGUACCCUUAUCAAAUACAGUAAAUAUACAAUUAUCUACCGCGAAACCUGUUCAUCAAAUCACAGCACAAAAUGCGGAUAUAGUUUCCGCAAAACCUCCAAUAUGUGAACCACCAAAACCAAAAUUAGAUGAUAAAGAAGGCAGUCAACAAUUUAUUAAACAAGAAACAUUAAUGACGAGAUCGUUAAAUUCGAUAACGGACGAUAUUGAUCCUUCACAAAUUAGAAAUCCUCAUAAACCAGCUGUGCCAGUUCGUCCCGCUUCAUUACGUGGUCCAAUUCGUACUGACGCCGCCGCCGCUAAUGACGUUCAAAGAACUCAAUGUUCCGUUUACAAUGUUCCGCACAAACAGCAACCUAGUAUUGUAACUUUACCAAAUCGUUCCUUGGGCCAUGAUACGCAAAUGGCUGAGAAAGAAAAGUUUUUAGGGCAUCAGCCGGAUAAACCGCGUUCCUCUAUCGAGAAUAAAUAUAACGACAUCAAUUCUAACUGUGAUCCAAAAACUACUAGAAAACCUGAUGUACCCUCGAAACCUCCCCACAGGAAGUCAAAUGAAAUGUUAAACGCUGAAACUACCACUGAAAAAUGUAAUGGAAAUAAGACUAGUCAUACACGGACGAGAUCCGAUGGGAAUAUUGUCGAGCAAGUCAAUUUAUUGACUACACCGCCAUCACCAAAAGCUUUGAACAAACCAACGCAGCCUCCGCCGCCACCUCCCGUUAAAAUUAAAGCGGAAGGUGAUAGUAAUAAUAGUACGGACCUGUAAUUUUUAAUUUUUACCCUACUCUAGUGAAUUUGGUGAUUACAAAAGUAUAUAUAUUUAAUAAUAUAUUGUAUAAUUUGUAUUAUACCCAUCGUGUAAUAAGUCUAGUUGCGAUUAUUGUAUGUUAUAUUUGACUGAAAACAAAACCUUUUUUGUAAGUAUUUUUUGCCUUUAUCGCUAUCUUUAAUCUACCAUCACUCUACAUUUCUACUCGUUCGAUUCGUUUCUUAACCUUAACCAAAAUGCGAUGGUGCUUCUUUUUCCUGUUAUUGUUUUGUGUAGAAGUGAGUAAUAAUCGUUAACAAUCGUCUUGUGAUUGCCUUAAUCAAAACAUUAGAAUUCAUAUUGUUUUUGUUUUGUUUUAAUUUGUCGUUUACAAAUUUUAAGUUGAAAAACGUUUUAGUUUUAACAUUCCGUCGGCAUUUUGUUUGAGUAACGGAGGG
Molecule: messenger RNA, 3380 nt
Organism: Onthophagus taurus
Lineage: Eukaryota; Metazoa; Arthropoda; Insecta; Coleoptera; Scarabaeidae
Product: rho GTPase-activating protein 92B
Biological process (GO): regulation of actin cytoskeleton organization; regulation of Rac protein signal transduction; signal transduction
Cellular component (GO): intracellular anatomical structure; cytoplasm
Molecular function (GO): GTPase activator activity; protein binding
Source: RefSeq, a predicted model, not a curated record